Molecule: messenger RNA, 3550 nt
Organism: Caenorhabditis auriculariae
Lineage: Eukaryota; Metazoa; Nematoda; Chromadorea; Rhabditida; Rhabditidae
Source: the annotation of a GenBank genome assembly
AUGCUCCUUUGGCCCGGCAAAUUCUUCCUUAUGGCUGUGAGUUUUUUUCUUUCCAAUUAUGAAUCGAGUGGAAAAAAAUAUGAGUUUUGAGAAUCUGCUAACUUAGAACUUCACAGUUUCGAAAGAGAUAGAAAAAACUGCACCAUUUUGCUUUUUAUUAAAGUUUUUGCCGUGUUCAAAGUAAUUUCCGCGAAAUGCAAAAUACCCGUUAGAGAAAGGAAAAAAUCACUAAAUUUUGGAGAGUCAGAGAUCAUUUUGCAUUUCGCGGAAAUUACUUUGAACACGGCAUUUGAAACCAGAAAUUCCUAUUUUCUUGGUAAAAUUUGAGAUUUGAAGCUUCAGUUCUAAAAAGUUAAUGGAGAAGUUGUUUCUGACUGAUGAAAAUAAGGGCGUUCUAAAGAAUUUUUCAGUCCUUUUUUAUUUUCGAAAAAUAUCAUUUUUUUGUAUUUGCUUUUUUUAUUGCUCGGGCAAAACUGAAAAGCUCCUCAAAAGCUUUUCUCAAAAAAAGACCUUGAAAGGGCCCCCAGCAGAUCUUUUUUACAUCAUUUCAAUUCUUUUUUGCAUCUUUUUCACAUCCUCUAACAAAAAGGAUGCUGGAAAGCAAUUGAAAAGAUUCGAGAUGAUUCGAAAGAGGCUAUGAAAAAGGUGCUCAAAAGCUUUUUACAUCAUUUUAGGAGCUUUUAGAGGAAGCUUUUUAUCUCCCUCUCCGGAUCUUUUAAGGAUCCUCAAAGGAAAUUUUCCGUUAUACCUAUGUGCCCUCUCGCUUCGAUUAGAAAACCUCUGAUUUCUCUGCGCUCUCUUUUCUCUCAGCCUUGUCCUUUGGUGCUACGACGAGAGCGAGUUUUCCAUUUGCGGGGAGUACUGUAUGCGGAAAUGCGCAUUGAGUGCAUACUCGUCGCGUGUUUACACUUUCCUUGCGUGACGUCACCGGGUAGGACAUCUCCGGGUUUUUGUUUCCGAGUUUUUUUCGAAUAUUUUUUUCAAAUAUUUUUUUGUUAUUUUUUUCAAGAUUUUUGCAUUUUUUUCUCGAGGAUAUUUGCACGAUAAAAAAACAGUAUCAAGAAAAAAAUUGAAAAAAACAUUCGAAAAAAACUCGGAAACAAAAACCCGGAAAUGUCUGACACGGUGACGUCACGCAACGAAAGUGUAAACACGCAAAUUGUAUGCACGCAAUGCGCAUAUCCGCAUACAGUAUUCCUCGCAAACGGGAAUCUCUCUCUCUUGUCGUAGUACCUGUCCUUUAGAAAAAAAACAGGCCUUAUUGGGAUAAAAUUUAAAUGGUCCCUCUAAACCCCUAAAGCUCAAGUGGUACCUAUAGGGUCUUUCAAUUUUUGUUCAGAUUUGAAAAUUAAAAAGACAAAAAGGAUCAUUCUGCUCAAAAGCUGUAUUAUUAUUCGUAUUCGUUCUUCACAUAUUGUUCAUGAAAAUAUUCGACUAGAAUUUUCCUUAUAGGGACCACUUUUAAGGGCCCCUAUAGGGGGAGGUGAGGUCGCGCCUAUCUUAGGAACUUUUAGAGUGGCCCCUAUAGGGGUUAGGGGAAAAAAAACAGUCCCUAUAGGGCCCGAAAAAGUGUUCCCUAUAGGGGUUUAGAGUCUGAAGCUUAAGUGAUUCCUAUGGGGAUCGUUCAAUUUUAUUCAAAAAAGGUUUGUUAGUUUUUCGCAUGGAAGUGUUUCUUCGCAUAAAGCGCAAAAAAAUUAUCGAGUAGCUUUUCCCCUAUAGGGGUCACUUUUGCAAGCUUUAAAGACCUCUAUAAGGGUUGGUAAAGUGAUCCCUAAGGUUGCCCCUAUAGGCACCACUCUGGGGUUCUUAAAAGCCUAGUCGGCGAGGGAAAAAAGAGCGCAGACGGGUCAGAGUCCUGCCUCCCAAAAACGCCCGUUUCAGCUGGGAACUUUGAAACCCCAAGUACUACACGAUCCAGUAAGAACUGAUUUCGGAUCAAUGUUCACUGAACAUUUGUCCCGGGCGGACAAUUUCGCGACCUUUUCCAAAUGGCUCAUGCCCAACACGGUGUUGCAGAUUUGCGACGUGGAGAUUAGGGGGAAAGGUGGGAAAAAAAUGUAAUAUUUAUUCAGGUCACAGUUUGAAAAAAGGAGGGAAAAGACCAAUUUUGAAUCGAACUUCAAGGGUGAGAGAGUAUGGGAAAAAUGGAGAGUUCCAGACAUUUUCAGAAUUUGGGUUGAGUACAUCAAACACACGAAAAUUUGUAUAGUUCAUCCUCACAAUUUGAAAAAAAUCUGUUUUCUCUGCGCCCUCUUCCGUCUCUCUUUUAUAUUUCCACGUUUGUCGGUUAGAGAGAAGAGAGCGCAGACAAGUCAGUAAAUCAAGAAAUCGCAAAAACUCUCGCGAAUUCCGGAAAGUUACAAAAAAGCAGGAAAAGAUCAAUUUUGAAUAAAGUUUCAAGGAUGGUGCUAGAGAGUAUGGGAAAAAUGGAGAGUUCUAGACGGAUAUAGAAAUUUCUCUUGUUUCAACUCCGAAAAAAACCGGGCCGUUUUUGACAAUUUUCGCUAAUUUUCAGAAAACAUUACAAAUUAUUGGAGGGCGCUCAGUUCUAAGUACAAAAUUCAUAUGGUGAUUUUUUUUUUUGACCGCAUUUGGAAUGGCUUGACGCGUCGCGGUUUCGAAUCUAGUUAUAUUGGGAGAAAUCCAGCAAGUGAGCACUUUAGGGUUUUGAAAACCGGAAAUUUGAAAGUUCUUAGGAUCUCCAGAAUGGUCCCUGUAGAUAGGGGACCUCUCUAGGGACCACUUUACCAACACCUAUAGGGGCCACUAAAGCUUGCAAAAGCGGUCCCUAUAGGGUUUUUAUAGUGGUCUCUAUAGGGGAUAUGCUAGUGGAAACCCCUAAAGGGACCGCUUUUUGGCCCCUACAGGGGCCGCUUCAGACUCUAAACCCCUGUAGGACCACUAUACUAAUAACCCUAUAGGGAUCACUUUUCGGCCCCUGUAGGUGUCGUUUCAGACCCUAGACCCCUGUAGGGACCACCUCAAUUUUACCCCUAGAGGGAUCCCUUUUUCAACCCGCAUAGGAGUUGUUUCAGACCCUAAUACACUGUAGGGACCAUCUUCAUUUUCCUCCUAGAGGGACCACUCUUUCGACCGUAUAGGGGUCAUUUUAGACCUUAAACCCCUAUAGGACCACCCUAAUAAUACCCCUAGAGGGACCACUCUUUCGACCGUAUAUGGGUUGUUUCCUCCUAACCCCUAUAGGGACCACUCUGGAAUCCCUAAGCUACGAUGCGUGCCCUUUUGGGUCGGAGCCGAGCCAUUCCAAACGCGGCCUCGGAGUCUUGAAGAAAAAGAACUUUCCCCCCAAGGCCAAAGUUAUUCGCUGGAAGUCGAUAGCCGUUGAAGCGUUGCAACCGACUCACGUGUCCGCUUUUUACAACAGUAAUGAGAUCCCGACUUUUCUCUACUUUGAGAAUAACCUCGUUUGGGUCGGUUGCAAACUUUGAUGGGAUUAAUACAUUUUCUGCUUCAGGAUCCAUUUGAGAAACGACAUUUCCUUUUCCGACAAUGGCGGAUUGGUGUCGACGAAUGUGAUCUUCCUUUUUAA